Molecule: messenger RNA, 7839 nt
Organism: Tachysurus vachellii
Lineage: Eukaryota; Metazoa; Chordata; Actinopteri; Siluriformes; Bagridae
Gene: rsf1a
Product: remodeling and spacing factor 1a
Exons: 16
Coding region: 297-4262 (1321 amino acids)
Biological process (GO): regulation of DNA-templated transcription
Cellular component (GO): RSF complex
Source: RefSeq, a predicted model, not a curated record
UAAACGAUCAAACGCAGAAAAACAAAGGGAUUUUCUGUGGUGUUUUUUUUUAAUCAACUGUUUUAUUUACUGCUGCUGUCUGCGCUGGUGCUGGAUUAUUAUUAUUAUUAGUGUUAUUAGAUUGUAGCCACAACACUUUACCACCAAAUCGGUUUACGCAUGACGCAUUUAGUGGAAGUUGUAAUGAUCCACAACGCGACCUGGUGAUGACGCUUCUCCCGUAGCGGUGACUUGUGGGCAGGCCCUCGGUCCUCCCUGGCUUUAAUCUCACUCUAUACUGUAACCCGGGUAGGAAAAUGGCUGCUCCGGGAGCUCCAGCGGGUCUUCCUCCGGGUCUCAGUCCCAGCUUUGCCGUCGUCUGCUCGUUUAUAGAGCGAUACGGUGCUGCUCUGGACCUCCCAGAAAUGACUUUCCCCCAGAUGGAGGGAUACUUACAGGAUACAUCAUCAGUUCCACAGCCUCUUGUUGAGCUCCAUGUCAAGUUACUUCGCAAACUUGGCAAGUCAGUGACAUCAGACAGAUGGGAGAAGUAUCUUGUUAAGGCGUGUCAGGAGUUCAACAGUACGUGGGCAUGGGAGCUGGAGAGGAAAGGAUACCCGGAAAUGUCCACGGAGUGCAAGGCCGACAUCCUUAAGUAUUUGUGUGAAAGCCAGUUUGAUGACAACCUCAAGUUUAAGAUGGCAGUGAACGAGGAAGACCCAGAGAAGAUGCGCCUGCAGCCGAUCGGCAGAGAUAAUGAAGGGCUCCUGUACUGGUUCCAACUGGACCAAGACCAGAACAUUCGGCUCUACGUUGAGGAGCAGGACGAUCUGGAUGGGUCAUCAUGGAGGUGUAUUGUCAGGAAUAGGAACGAGCUGGCAGACGUUUUGGAGCUCCUUAAAACUAAGGUGGAACCAGCCAUGACGGACGAGGACCGACACGAUGGUACUUCUGGCAUCCCAGGAGAUGAGAAACCCUGUGGAGGUGAACUUAAAGCAAUGAACAAGGCGGAUAAAGUGGAGUGUGCCUCAGAGGAAGAAAGCAAGCCAAUUACUUAUAGUGUAAAUGUAAAUUCGGACCGAUCUCUCAAAGAAGAAAGUCAGAUCGUGUGUGAAAUGAAAAGAAAAGGUUCUGUCGGACCACUUAAACUGGAACAAGAGCGAAAGGAAGAGCUGGAGCUGAAAGCGCUUGGCACCGAAACACCAAAAUUGGACCAGACUCCUGUUAUAGACAACAGAGUGAGCACAAUUAAGAGCCUCAUCAAGGACGAGUCGAGAGAUACACCUCGACACUGGAACGCCAUUUCGGUCGUCAUGGCACCCGGUUCCAUCAAACAAGAGCUUCCAGAAAAGACAGAUUCCUGUAAGGACAAAAAAGAGAAAACGCCAGAAGAUUUCGAGAGAGCCAUGAAAAGUGACCAGCAGGCUAAGAUACCACUGAAAAAGAGGGAGCUGAAAAGAAGUGAAGGCUACGACAACAGUCAUUACAGCCACGUAAACAAUAACAACAACAGCAAUGGCAGUGUUUCUGUGGGUGGGAUAAUUGUACGCAACCCAGCAGCAUUGGAGCAUACUGGAGAAAAAAAAAUUGCAGCAUCUCCAAUUCUUGGAGAAAAUUCACAGGCAAAGGAAAGCACUGAAUCUGCCCAGGACAGGGCUCUAGCUCCGAAUAAAAGAGAACAGUAUGUAGGUUUCGGAGUGAUAAUGGGUCCGAUUGAGAGAAAGCAGACUGUUCCUUUGCCUGAUGGUUUAGGAAAUUCCACAAAGCCUAGAAACGGACUGCACGAAGAUCGUGACAUGAAGAGCUUUAAGACUGAGGCGGCACAUGCCGAGAGCAUACGGCAGUCAGUGUUAGUUAGAAAGCCAAGUAUUUCCCCGGCCACUCAUCAUCUGAGCAUGAGCGAAGAGAUGACACUUAGAGUUGAGCACGCAGAGAGUGACGCCAAAGUAAAGGCUCUCGGAGCAGAUGCUAAAGGGCGAGCUGCAUUGUUGUUAGCUUUACCCACAGACGGAGAAAAUCCUAUAGAGUGUAGUGACGGGAAGUCGGUUAUUAGGUCUAGGACUGAGCAGGAAAUGGUAGCAAAGCUAGAAGAGGCGUGUAGUACGGAAGAGCUGGCUGGAAGCAGAAAGGCUAAAGCGACAAAGAUCCCUGAUGGAGGGACAGGUGACCUCACCGGCGUCCAAGCCGCAGACGAAAACAACAGCAAAGGAUUUAAAAGUUCCAAAAAAAGACGGUCCGAUAAAGCGAAGCUCAAGUUGCAGAGCGGGGAGGAUUGGAAUAAACUCGAAGACGAGGAAGUGUCCUCAGAGCUUCAGAAAGAAGGCAUUCGUCUCAAGAUCAAGAUCCCGCUCCACAGGCGAACUCCAGAGCUCCGCAGGUCGGCCAGAAUCUGCAAGCCCAGUCCCAAGCUGGCAGAGAUACAGGAGCGGAAACAUACGGUGCCCUCUGCUGCACGGGAAGCAGAAGAGCACGUGGAGCAGGAAGAGGAGCGAGCGCUUCACAAGACAGACCUGCACAAGAAAAUCAAUUCAGAUGGACAAAUCAAAUCCAUUAAGGGGAAACGUAGACACAGACGGCCUCGCUGGUCGAAACCUUCAAAAAUUCGCAAAAUCGUAGCCAUUCCAGGAGGUGACGCAGCGUGUGAGAGCAAAUCUGAGAGAGAUGAGAAGAGUGAGUUGGAUUCACAGCACUCAGAAGAAGCUCCACCUGAAGAUGCCUGUAAACACUGCGGCCUCAUCAACCAUCCUGAACUGAUUUUGCUCUGCGACCGGUGCGACAGCGGCUACCACACGGCCUGCCUGCGACCUCCUCUGAUGAUCAUUCCUGAUGGAGAGUGGUUCUGCCCUCCAUGUCAGCAUAAGUUGCUGUGUGAGAGGCUGGAGGAACAGCUGCAGAACCUGGACACGGCCCUGAAGAAACGGGAACGAGCCGAGAGGAGGCGUGAGCGCUUGGUUUAUGUGGGAAUCAGCGUGGAGAACAUCAUACCCAAUCCAGAUGCUGAUGCAGAGGAUGAAAAACAAGAGAAAAAAAAAGGUGCAAAGAAGUGUAAGAACCUGGAGAGGAGAUCCACACGAAAGAGAAAGUCCAUUAGUUACAGGUUUGACGACUUUGAUGAAGCCAUCGAUGAAGCAAUAGAGGAAGAUGUCCAGAAUUCGGAUGGUGGAGAUGUGGGUCUCGGUAAGGAUAUGGCGGAUAUCACAGACCAGGAAGAGAAAGAGGAAGCCAAAGAGAUCCGAAAGCCUGUGAAAAUCCCUGCUCCAUGCAAGAGGAAACGCCGCCGGAGACUUAACGAUUUAGACAGCGAAAGUACACUGGAUGAGGAGGAGAGCGAGGAUGAGUUUCAGAUCAGUGACAGUAUGGAGGAGGAUGAGUUUGUGGUGUCAGGGGACGAUGGAGGCAGCGAUGCUGAUGCUGCAUCCUGGGAUGGGAGUGAGAGAGGCAGCAUCACCAGCAGUGUAGAGCGUCUGCCUCCAACCAGGGGAACAGCCAGAAACGGCCAAGCACAGAGAACUAAGAGGAGGACACGCAGAUCAGCUCGACGCAACCGAGGCUCUUCAGAGGAGGAGGAGGAGGAGGAGGAGGAAGAGGAGGAGGAGAUAGACACAGAGGGCUCUAGUGAGGUCAGUGACAGCGAUGUGAAUCUGAGUAGAAGGAGGUCACGGCGCAGUCGGAAAGCCCAGAUCAACUAUUGCGAGACGUCCGAGUCAGAGGGGUCGCAUAAAGCCUCAGAACGGAAAACUAACCAAGCGCCACGCCGCCGGCGAAUUUCCAGCUCCAACACGUCUGUCAUUUCUAAAGACUCCGAGCCAGAGGAUGAUUCUGAGUUGAGGAGCAGACACAGAGGCCGAAAGAGACAGUCCACGAGAGAAGACUCCAAACAGAGGCACAAAUGGCUCAAACUAAAACCAGCAAGAAGUUCGAGCGAGGAAGACGAAGAAUCGGACGAGGAACGAGACACUGGUGCGUCCGAUGAGGAAAAGAGGCCUCACCUUAAAAGCCUGAACCGCAUCGAAUCGGACGAGGAAGAAGAGGACGAGGUGGAGAAAAGACAGCUGAGAAAGAUGGAUGGAAAGCAGGAUAGCGAAGUUACAGACUGCAGGGAGCUGAGUGUGAGGGCACACACUAGAGGCUCGAAGGACUCCAUGUUGAAGCACAACGGCCUGCUUCCUCCAAGAUCUUCAGCUCGUGAUGAAGAUGAAGAUGAAGAGGAUGAGGAGGAGGAUGACCUCUCCGCCGCUACAGACUUUGUUAACUUUGUUUUUGACAGCGAACAGUUAUCGUGAUGUGCUGACAAAAUUUCAUAUAUUAUUUUCUCAUUGCCUUCUUUUUUUUUCUUUUCUUUUUUUUUUUUUUUUGUGAAUGUUUUUCAGUGUACUGGACCAAUCCAAGUUUCCAGAGGAAUUCUUAUGUGAUGUCCGAACACACUUUAGUUACAUACAUCAUGCACAUGUCAGAUGUAGAGCAGGGUCUCGGUGCACAUCCUGAUUUUUAUGAGUGGAAGGUGCAACAAUUUAAAGUUACAUUUGAUCAACUAGUCGCACUUGAUCAUAUGACAUGGCCACAUUAGACAUUUCUCUAAUGUUAGCUACCUUGUUAGUGCACCUGGGUCAUGGCUUUUAAUUCCACCAUGUAAUUAGCAAUAGACUGGUAUGUCUGAAUUUAAAGCCCUUGUUAAUGAAAUACGCUAAAAAAAAUUCCAACUGUAUGGAUACCGACUGUAGACUAAUAUAGACUCAAAACACUAAGGUUAUAUUUCACAUUUAUGUUUCUAUUUUCAAGAAGCUUCAAAACAGCAUGAAAACUGAACAUAAAGUCUUGAUCUGGUCUGGAUUUUAUUCUUGAGGAAAGAUUAAGGAUUCUAUAGUACGUCAAUAAUGGUUGUUUUUUAUUUAUAUUUUUUCCUUCGGUGAGCCGAAUCUUUUACCUCAACUAAACAAUAAGAGUCGACUCUUUAAGUUCCCAGAUGAUUCAUUAUUCAAAUCCAGAGUUUGAUAUUUUCACUCUUAAAGUUUGAUAGUUUGCGAUCUUGAUGGCUAAAACUGUUGCAUUUCUUCAGACUGCACUACACGGUUUAGAUUUUAUUUACAUAAUUAUAACUGAUGAAUACGUUUAGAACAUCUUAAAAACUACAGCAGAUGCUUCCUAUCUUGUUCUUCAUGCACACAGCUGGGAGUCAAACCCACAGGUCUUAAGAAUCUCACUAAAGGCAACUCAGUUGUUAAAAAGAGGUUAACAUUGAAGUAUUUUGAAUAAAACACACUGCCGGAGUGACAAACUAAAUGUCUCUUACAUGCGAAUCACUGAAAGCUGACUCAUUUACAAAUGACACAUUACUUUGGUUCACUUUGAUACAUCAGGGUUACUUGCAGAAAUCAGACACAUGGAAAACUACAACGCAUAAUAGUUUUCAUGCGUGUGAUCUCUACAAGUUAACCGUAUACAUCAGGGUGGACUAAAGCAAUGUGUUAUUUGUGAAUGAGCCAACUUUUGUUGAUGCACAUAUCAAUGAAUUUGGUAUUAAGCAAAUCAAUGACUAAGCCAGACUGUAUAAAUGAAAUGCAGUUUAAAUCUGUGGGAAAGCUAUCUAACUAGGAUUAGUUUGUUAUCUUGUAAAAAUGUUGUGAAGGGGUAUGCUAUAUAAUGAACAUUAUAAACAUUUUGGGUUUCCCAGACCAUGCUUUUCUGGGACAAAUAAUCAUCACCUGUAGCUUGCUCUGCCUGUAGUAAAGCAGAGUUUCUCUUAUUACCCCCCAAAGUUGAAUCUCCAAUUCAACUUUGCCAAUUUUUAAUUUCUUAAAAAAACAAAACAAAAAAAAACGGUUCAUACUUUUACCCAUUUAUAGUUUAUAGUUGAGGACCAUCCGUGCUACAAGUUAGUCCCUGUUAUCACGUACAUUUUGGCAGCUAUACAUGACCAAUUUAUUCGCUACCCUGCCUCAUAUUUUCUCUGUCUAAUAGUUUGUCAUGUUACAGAGAAAUCAAAAUGAACUGAAGACUCCCAUGGUGGAAUCCUUACUGAUUAAAUCUUUGGUUAAACAGUGUUGUAUUAAAGUGAGCAUGUGAAAAUAAACCUGUGAUUUGAAUUCCAGCCAGCAGUCCUGUUAGAACUGCUGAAAAUUAAUCACGUUUUAACCAAUUUGAUGUCCUGUGGUAAACAUAAACACCUAGAAGAUAGCACUAUAAUGGAAGCUAUUAUCAUCAAAAUAGUUAAACAUAAAUAGCUAGUGAGCUUGGUAAUAACUAUUUUAACUAUUAACAUACAUAGAUGUGUAUUAAAAUUGCAUAUUGAAUAAGUUUUUGUUACUUCAAGAAGGUAUUACAAAAUUAGCUUAAACAGCUUUUAUUGUCUUGAAACCGUAGCUUUGGUCAAUUCUUUUGUAGGGAUUGUGUUGAUUGAACACCUCAGUCAACAUGCUGGUUUGUAAUUACUAAUAAAAUCGUCUACAUAACAUUUUACUAGCAAAUUGUGGAACUACCUAAUGUCAGAUAUCAAACUACUGCUAACAAAGUAAGCAGGUAUCAAAGCUAACUACAGUAGUUAGCUAGCUAAUGUCAGCACAGUGCUUUAUUUUUAUAACUUUGGUUAAAAAUACUGUGCUUAUUAUACUGUGUAACUAAAUUUUUAAGCACUACUUUAAGCCCAAUAAAUAUUUAAAAAAAAAAAGCUAAGAGGUGAUGUCUUAUGAUCAAGUUUGCACUGAUCAACUGAUCAAAUCCAGUCCUUAUUGACUCAGGGAAAAUCAGGAUGUGUGUGUCUCGGUAAUCCAUGUACAUUAUAGCUGUUCCUCAGAAAGUAAAGCACUGUAAUUUGUAAGGCCAGUAAUAUUUUAUUUGUCUAACACAAGCUUCUUUCAGCCUGUAGACACUGUAUAUUUUCUGCUUGUAUGCUAGCACCUUUGAAAUCAGUGGUUUAGUAAUGUUUUCAGUUUUAUCCACUGUAAAGAAAAAACAAAACAACAACAAAGUUUUUUUUAUACGAGAAAGAGAUUCUGUGGGAAUCUGUUUGGAACAGUUUUGUUAAUCUUGAAUAACAAUCCUCGAUGCCAGCCUGUGUUUAAUUAAUACAUUUACUUUGUUUAAGGAGAAUCUUAACCCGACCAUUUUGAUGUAUUGAGGUGUUUCGCCAUCAGAAAAGAUACAAAAAAAAGUGCCACAAAAUAUCAGGGCACAGAGUUUAGAGGUUAAAGCAAGUUAGCAGCUUUUAUGGAAAUGACUUACAUACAGAAUCUAGCUACUUUAUGAAAGUAGUGUCUUAUUACUAUCCUAGAUCUCAUUUCUGAAAAUGUUUGUCUAUUUAAAGUUGUGUAUGUUUUGAAUUGUUCCCCAAAUUUUGUCAAAUUAUAGUGCAUCUGGAAAGGUAACCUAAGAUAGUUCAAUCUGUCCAUGCUGAUUUUUUUUUUUUUUUUUUUUGUUCUCUUUGAGUUUUUUUUUAAUACUGUAUAAAAUGUAUGUGCCUGUUGACUUGCCCCUAGGCUGAAGUAAAUUUUCUUGACUGAAUGCACUUAUCAAAGCACCUUUGAUUGUACCAGAUGGUCCAGCCCAGCACUACACAGUUUCGACUCUCGUUCAAAAGCACUUUAAACAAAGCCCUCUUCUUCCACAACACCCCUCUCACCCCAAUUCAUUCACAACUUGUGCUGUGUGCUCUACUUGGUUAUUUGAAAUACAACACUUCCAAAUCAUUCCAGGUACACACCACAUCAACCAAGUCUAGAGUCCCGGUGAAUGUGGCCUUUGUCUGCUGUAAAGUUAUUCAACUGGAAUGAGUGUUACUCAUAUUUUACUGUUCUAAUGUUCGGUCUCAGUACAUAACAAAUCCAAAACCUAAAUAAACGUGAUAAGCGUAUCUCUGUGGAAUAA